Grammomys surdaster is the source of this 1918-nucleotide messenger RNA. Its product is annotated as antigen-presenting glycoprotein CD1d-like. Gene Ontology annotation, cellular component: external side of plasma membrane. Gene Ontology annotation, biological process: positive regulation of T cell mediated cytotoxicity; antigen processing and presentation, exogenous lipid antigen via MHC class Ib; immune response. The transcript is spliced from 6 exons. Lineage: Eukaryota; Metazoa; Chordata; Mammalia; Rodentia; Muridae. The record is from RefSeq and is a predicted model, not a curated record. Gene Ontology annotation, molecular function: endogenous lipid antigen binding; lipopeptide binding; exogenous lipid antigen binding. The coding region runs from base 273 to 1301 and encodes 342 amino acids.
UUGAGAAGGUUAACCGACUCAAACUCAUUCUUUAGUAUAAUGGAAAGACAGUUGAGAAAAGUGAUUUGUGUAGCAAUUCUGAUUAAAGCUGCACUGCAACCCUCAACUAUGACGGGGGUUGGCUUUAGAAAAGAGUAAUUUCCCAAUCAUGCCUGUGCUUCCUUCUGGGUUGGUGGGCUCUGUGCCAAAAGCCCCAGAGCCUAUGUAUACAGGGCGGCGAGCAGAGUAAACCACAAAAGUCAGAGCCCAGAGCUGUGCAGACCUCUGGCGCUAUGCGGUACCUACCUUGCCUGUUGCUGUGGGCUUUCCCACAGGUCUGGGGACAGUCUGAAGUCCAGCAAAAGAAUUACACCUUCCGCUGCCUGCAGAUGUCUUCCUUCGCCAACAGAAGCUGGUUCCGCACAGACAGUGUGGUCUGGUUGGAGGAUCUGCAGACCCACCGUUGGAGUAAUAAUUCAGACACCAUCAGCUUCACGAAGCCCUGGUCCCAGGGCAAGCUCAGUAACCAGCAGUGGGAGAAGUUGCAGCGUCUGUUUCAAGUCUAUCGAGUCAGCUUUACCAGUGACAUCCAGGAACUAGUCAAAAUGAUGGUACCUAAAGAAAACUAUCCCAUUGAGAUCCAGUUGUCUGCUGGCUGUGAAAUGUACCCUGGGAAUGCUUCACAGAGCUUUUUACAUGUGGCAUUUCAAGGAGAAUAUGUCGUGAGAUUCCAGGGAACAACCUGGCAGAAGGUCUCAGGGGCCCCAUCUUGGUUAGACUUGCCCAUCAAAGUGCUCAACGGUGAUCAAGAGACAAAAGAAAAGGUGCAGAUGCUCCUGAAUGACACCUGCCCUCAGUUUGUCCGUGGCCUCCUAGAGGCAGGGAAGGCAGAUCUAGAGAAGCAAGAGAAGCCAGUGGCCUGGUUGUCCAGUGGCUCCAACCCUGCACAAGGCCAUCUGAAGCUGGUGUGUCAUGUCUCUGGUUUCUACCCAAAGCCUGUGUGGGUUAUGUGGAUGCGGGGUGACCAGGAGCAACAGGGGACUCACAGAGGUGACAUUCUGCCGAAUGCUGAUGAGACAUGGUAUCUUCAAGCAACCCUGGAUGUGGAGGCUGGAGAGGUAGCUGGCCUGGCCUGCAGGGUGAAGCACAGCAGUCUAGGAGGGCAGGAUAUCAUCCUCUACUGGGGUGCAGGACAAGUAUCCAUGGGCCUGAUCUUCUUGAUAGUAGCAAUACUCGUUCUAUUGUUGUGUGCCAUAGCCUUCUAUAUCAGGAAAAAGAGAUGUCCUCUCUCUUCUUCCAGCACCUAUCAAGACAUCCUGUGACUCUUCCUAAGAUCUGCCUCUCCUGAAAUUCAGAACUUCCAGGUUCUAGGACUUCAGUCCUGGUCUGCUCAGGAACUGAGGAUGAAGGAGAGGAAUCUUGAAAAAGUGAAGAGCAACCAGUUCACUUUUUAAAUAUUAAUUAUAAGAAAUUAGUUUUUUAAUUGUUUUAUACACUUGGGUAGUUCAGAACAAACACAACUUCAAAUGUGCAUACCUGCCAGAAACAAGCUGUGGGUAGUAUUUUAUGGAAUUUGCACUGAACUAUAAAGCACAUCUCCUAUCCAAACAGAUGCUUUGGGGUUUUUGGCAAGUGUAAAGUCCAACACCAACAUGGCUGUACUUUGUAUUUUUCAAGAUAACUAGAAAAAAAUGGAUUUUGUAUGUAUGUGUGAGACACACAGAUUUUAAAAUGUAAACUAAAAUAUUUGCAAAUGUUUGCUAUGUUGUUUACAAACCUGUUGACUAAUGAUAACCUUGUAGUUUGUGGCUCUUUUUAAAAUGUUUGUUUUAAAUAUCAUUAUCAUAAGUUUAGGGCACAGUCUCUAUUGAAAAUUUGCAUUAAUGACUGAAAAAUAUGUUCUCUUUAAAAUAAAAGUAGGGUAUAAGAUGAAAAGGAA